AUGGCCAGUUCCCUUCUGCAGUUGGUAGAGAUCUCUGCGUCUCAGUUUCUGGAUAUUUUUCAUCAUUACGACAAUGACGGAAACGGUUUCAUCGAAGGCAAAGAGCUGCAGAGUUUCAUCAGAGAGCUGAGAGAGGCUCGACAGCAGGCGGGACUGGAUCUGACUGAUGAGAUGAGACAGUUUGUGUGUGAAUAUGAGAAGAACUCAGAUCGGAGGAUCAGCCUGGUUGAACUGGUCCAGGUUCUACCCACAGAAGAGAACUUCUUGUUGUUCUUCAGACAGCAGCUCAGUUCCUGCUCACACUUCAUCCAGGUGUGGAGACGUUAUGACGUUGAUAAGAGCGGAUACAUCGAGGCCAAUGAGCUGAAGAACUUCCUGAAGGAUUUGCUGCUGACGGCUCAGCAAACAUGUGACGACACGAAACUGGAUGAGUACACAGCUACUACUUUAAAGAUUUUUGAUUCAAACGCUGAUGGAAAACUCUGCUUAGCAGAAAUGUCCAGGUUGCUGCCUGAUAAGCACAACGUCCUGCUCAUGUUUGAGGGAGUAAAGAUGUCCAAACUUGAGUUCAACAGGAUCUUUGAUUUAUAUGAUCAGGAUGGCAGCGGUUUCAUGGAUGACUCACAGCUGGACUCUCUGCUCACUCAUCUGUGUGAGAAAAACAACAAGGUGGCGCUCUCUGCAGACCUCCCUCUCUAUCACUCGUCCAUCAUGGAUUUAUCAGAUGGAGGGAAACUGUACCGCAGUGAACUCUGUCUGCUGCUCUGCCAUGAAGACUGACACUCUGCAGGGACACACUCGCUUUUUUCCUGGCUCCUCCCACUGCAAACAAACCUGUCAUAAUGUCUCACAGGCCACACCCCCUCCUCC
Xiphias gladius (swordfish) is the source of this 870-nucleotide messenger RNA. RefSeq names its product calbindin 1 (gene calb1). The transcript has 11 exons. The record is from RefSeq and is a predicted model, not a curated record. Bases 1 to 780 code for a protein of 259 amino acids. Gene Ontology annotation, biological process: regulation of presynaptic cytosolic calcium ion concentration; regulation of long-term synaptic potentiation. Gene Ontology annotation, cellular component: nucleus; terminal bouton; synapse. Lineage: Eukaryota; Metazoa; Chordata; Actinopteri; Istiophoriformes; Xiphiidae. Gene Ontology annotation, molecular function: calcium ion binding.